UAAGCUACCUCCUGUAGCUGCUGCUCGGCUGCUGCUUGUUGUCCCCUUAAGGACUAAAGAAACACAACAAACACCGCUGACGUUCUCCGGGCCGUCUGAGAGAGCGUGUCGGGCCGCUGCUAUGGCUCUACAAGGCCCGGAGGAGCUCGGGGAGCAGGUGGAGGAGCCGGAGGACCUGGACGACCGGGACGCCAGCAGCAUCUCCCCGGCCGAGGAGAUCACUCUGCCCGCCGGGCCCGGAGGAGAGGACGAGCCGGAGGAGCCGCUGCUGCUGCCCUGGGACCGCUUCUCCAGCUGGCUGCACUGCAUCUGCGUGGUGGGCUUCGACCUGGAGCUGGGCCAGGCGGUGGAGGUUAUUUAUCCUCAUCAUUCCAAACUGUCAGAGAAAGAGAAAACAAGCAUCUGCUACCUUUCCUUCCCCGACUCCAACUCAGGUUGCCUUGGCGACACCCAGUUCUGCUUCCGCUUUCGUCAGGGCUCAAACAGGAAGUCAUCGCUGGGCUGCUUCCUGGAAACCACCGACCGGGACGCACCGCCCUGUCUGAAGAGGGAACAGGGCCAUUACUAUGGUUACGUGUACUUCCGUCAGGUGCGAGACAAAUCCCUGAAGAGAGGAUACUUCCAGAAGUCUCUGGUCCUGAUCAGUAAGCUGCCCUACGUCACCUUCUUCCACUCGCUGUUGAAGAUCAUGGCUCCAGAAUACUUUGAGAAACAAGAACCCUGUCUGGAGGCUGCUUGUAAUGACAUAGACCGCUGGCCGUCGCCACACCCUGGACGAAUCCUCACGCUUCCCAUUAUGGGCGUGGUCAUCAAGAUCCGCAUUCCGACCUGCUACGACAAACCAGGAACCUCACAGCUGGUCCAGUCGGCCCAGAGUGACAGCCAGGUGUCCAUCGUGCUCCCGACCAUCCAUGAGGUCGACCUCUUCAGGUGUUUCUACCCGGUCUUCUUCCACAUCCAGAUGCUGUGGGAGUUGGUGUUGCUGGGAGAGGCACUCGUCGUCAUGGCGCCGUCGCCAGCAGAGUCGUCGGACACCGUGCUAGCAUUGGUCAGCUGUAUCUCUCCUCUGCGUUUCUGCAGUGACUUCCGGCCGUACUUCACCAUCCACGACAGCGAGUUUAAGGAGUACACCACCAGGACGCAGGCUCCGCCGUCGGUCAUUCUGGGAGUGACCAAUCCCUUCUUUGCUAAAACCCUGCAGCACUGGCCGCACAUCAUCCGCAUCGGAGACAUGAAGCAAGCAGGAGAGAUGGCCAAGCAGAUGAAAGUCAAGAAACUGAAAAACCUCAAAACUCUGGACUCUAAACCUGGUGUGUACACUGCAUAUAAGCCGUAUCUCAACAAAGAUGAAGACAUCAUCAAACAGCUUCAAAAGGGUGUCCAACAGAAGAGACCCUCAGCGGCCCAGAAUGCAAUUCUUCGACGCUACUUUCUAGAACUGACGCAGAGCUUCAUGAUUCCUCUGGAGCGGUACGUUGCUAGUCUGAUGCCUCUCCAGAAGUCCAUCAGUCCCUGGAAGAAUCCUCCUCUCCUGCGUCAGUUCAUCCAGCAGGACUUCAUGAAGACGCUGGAGAAGGCCGGACCGCAGCUCACCUCCAGACUGAAAGGAGACUGGAUUGGACUCUACAGGCAUUUCCUCAAGUCUGCCAACUUUGACGGCUGGUUCCGCAACAGGAGGAGAGAGAUGACCCAGAAACUGGAGGCUCUGCACCUGGAGGCGCUGUGUGAGGAGGAUCUGCAGCAGAGAGUCCAGAAGCACUCGGAGGUGGAGACAGUUGAUCUGGUUCUGAAGCUGAAAGACAAACUGAGUCAGGCGGAGAGGGAGCAGCUGCCGGUUCGUCCGGGGACUGUGGCCAAACUGAGGAGCCACAUCGAGGCCGUCAUCCUGGCCUUACCGGAGGACCUGCAGGGCAUCCUCCACAAGCCCUCCACUCCCUGACCUUUAACCCCCUCCACCCCUCAGUCUGCAACUCUUACCCCAGUCUGAGCUUGUUUUAAAGUUUGGGGGGUAGAGGGUCUCCUCACAGUCGACUCCCGUUUCUUACUCUGACUGGGCCCCAGUUUGAGGACCUCUUCUGGUCUGACAUGGAAAGCACACAGCACAUUUUUGUUUCGCCCAAAAUAUUCAUCCGACUUCAGUUUUAAAUUUUUUACCCAAAAGGCUACCGUAGCAGCUCAGAGGGAUUCAGACCGUCUCGUUGAUCAUGUGGUGGUCGAACGAUCCGGACGGAGCUGCCCGACAUCAACUCCUCGGAAGUGGGUUUUUUUCAGGAGGUGAAAACAGCAGAAACAUUUUUUGAGGAGGUUUUUCAUCACAGUGACCGUAUGAAGAAAGGAAAAGGAGCGCUUGAUUCGUCACAGCUCCAGUCCUGAGUCUUUUUCUUUCUUUUCUUUUUUUCUUCUUUUUUUUUAAAACUUUGUCGACGGACAGCUGCAGUCCGGUGGAAAUGACUGGAGUUUUUUCAUCCAUUUUUUUAAUAAGAUUUUAUUACGUUUUUAAAAGAAGUGCACUUCAUCACUAACUGGACCAGUGUGCCCUUCACACACACACACACACACACACACACACACACACACACACACACACACACACACACGCUUUUAUGCAAACAAACUGAGCCGAGCAGAACCAAGCAGUGCUUUAUGAUUAAAUUGAACUACUAUAUUGCCCAAUAAAACACACACACACACACAGAGCAGCACCAGCGACCCUGUAAUAACUGUCAAUGCAGCAACCGACUCUUGUCUCUCGUGCUCAUUAGCCUGUAUCCAUGUCACAUGAUCAUUGUGUAGCCCAUCGUAACAAUCUGAGGGAAAAUAUUCAAAAUGUCCUGAAAUGUUCAGAAAAUCUUGAGUGUGAAUUAGUCAUUUUCUGAAGACUGAUUCCAAAACUUGAUUCUGAGCUGAAAACAGAUGCUGAGGAAAAUUCAUCAGACGCAUUAUUAACCAGCGCGUUUUUUAGAUGACUGGUGACUGACUGGUGGCUUUUGUGCGUUAAACAAACACUACAGCCAGCUUUGUUUUAACCGAGCUUUUUGGAUUCGGGGUUAAAAAGAUGCUGGUAUCUUACAGGAGACUCGAUGAGUUCGUCUCAAUCUGGUUCCUGUAAAGAUAAUAAGGGCGUCUUUAGCUGCAGCUCAACUGAUUGUUCUUACACUAAACUAAAUUUACUCCGCUGAAGAACAACAAUCAAACUCUGAUGAUCGUCCUGCUCAGGAUCCUCUUUGUUGCCUUCAGGCUGUAAAAAAAAAUAUAUGGCUGAAGUCUGUUUUUAAGUGUUUUGUGAAGCGCAAGAAAUACACAGAUGCGUCAUUCAAACUAAAGAAACUACAAAGUCAAAGACAAAAUAAAAUAAAUCCAACAAAUUUGGUUUUAAUAAAGGGAUAACUAGCACUGCUGUCCAUCAAAGCAUCAGUUUGCUGCACGUUUUAGCCCAUUUACUAGUAAUUUUCUUAAGACAUUUUUAUAUUGAUUUUUCUUUGGGUUGAGCUACAUUUUCAGAAUCAAGUCCUUUUAAAAAAAUUAUAUUUAAACGUUGAGAAAACAAUAAUGUUACUUGGAUCAUUUAUUUAAUUUGUUUAAACUUUUCUUUGCCACUCAAAUGUCAAAAUCUGAAGUUAAAGGGCAAAAACAUGUUAUAAAUAUUUUUUUUCCUUGAAUUUAAAUUAAUUAAAACGUAAAGCUUCUGACUUUAUUUUAAUUCAGGAAAAAAAUCCUGGACCCCUAAAAAAACAAAGUAAAAAGAUUUUUGAAACCAUCUACAAUUAAAGCAAUAACGGAUCAUUUUAUUUAUUUCAGAUAUUUGUAUUUUCGGGGUUUUAAAUGGCAAUAACUUGAUACCGUUUUCUAAAAGUGUAGUUAGUGGUUACACAAAGCGGCACGCACAGUUUGCAUUUCAAAAUAUCACUUGUUUGAAAAUGUUAGAUGGACUUUUUUUCAGACGUAUGGAUUGUGUAUUUUAUUUUCCUUUAAAGCCAUCAUGUAACACAUGUUGUAUAAAUGCUUUGUGAAGCAGAUAAUUGUAAAGAAAAAUAACAAAAAAGUGUGCUGGUUGGAAAAAACCUGUGACAUCUGGUUGUUGGGCAACCAUGUUAGUUUUAUAUUUGUAAAAAUAACAACUUAUUUUAACAAUUUUAAAUUUUUUAUGGAGGGUUAUUCUCAUAUUCCACUCUAGAGAAUUAAGAGUUUUGUACAUAAUGGUGUAAAGUGAAAUGGCGGCCCAGAUGUGGUGAUGUACAAUAAUUAUUUUGCUAUUUCAACAGAUGUCUUACUAAACGCAGAUAUAUAAAUAAGAACUGCUUCAUAAAAUGCUUAUUUACCUGUCUUAGAAAAAAUUACAAUAUUGUUGGGACAUGUUGACAUUUUGAAUUUGUAGUUUGAUAUCAGACACUGAAAAAAUGUUACGUUUUAGCAAUUAAUAAAAUCUGAUUAUAAUGUAAUUAAGAAGCCCUAUUCCCAGAAAACAUUGAUAUUAGACAAUUGAACAAUUAUGAUUUACAAUCAGCUCAUGUCAACUCGGGGACUUUUUAAGGUUAAUUAAAGAAUUGAAAAGAUUUGUUUAUGGCAAAUAACCUGUGGCUGAGAUGUUUAGUUAUCUAAGAGACGUCUAAUUUCUGCCCUGAAAGCAGUGCUGAAAGGAGUGUACAAAUACUACUAUUUAAUAUCAAAAUAUACAAAAAAAAAACAAUCUUCAAAAUGAGGAACGGCUCAGAAAAGUGGAUAUUAUGAUAUAGGAUCGUAAUUAUUAAUGAAUUCGUGUGUGUGUUUAAAGGUGGAGCUAAUUUUAAUUACUUUAUUUACUGCUGGGUAGCUUGAGUUUAUCCCCAAGGAACAAUAAAGUUUUUGUUAAAACUAAAUCCAUAAUAAUACAUUAUAAUUUAUUAUAUUUUGUUAAAUACAUAUGAAUCUGUAAACUAAGUAAAGUUCUCAAAUACAUGUGAAGAAGUAAAAAUACCACAUUUCCCUCUGAAUUGUAGUGUAAGGAAAGUAAAGUACUAGUACCUUAAAAUUGUACUUAAGUGCAGUACUUGGGGGAAAAUGUAAUUAGUUACUUUCAGACGCGGCCAGAAGGAUAAAAUGUUUGCCAGAUGUGAAACCAACAGCUAUAUUUAUACACAUUAGCCGGCUAGUUUGUUAGCCAGCUAAUGUGGACAGGGGAACAGUCAUAUAGCUGCGUAGCUAAGUUAGCAUGAGGCUAACACUUAAUGCUAACAAUACGCUCGUGACCUUUUUACUAUCAAGAUAUUUGGACCCAACACUGCAAAAAGAUAAUAAGACACUACUAAUUCAAAAUGUCAACGUCCUCUUAUACAAAAGCCCUUUAUGUUGCAUAGCUACACACAUUUUUGCACCAUUGACAUUCACUAUUUCUUUGUUUUUAUUGAAGCCCUAUAACCACUACUCUGAACCACUCUGACGGCCUGAAGGACUACAGGUUUAAUGAAAGUGCUGAUAAGAAGCGUUACAAGGAAAGUCAUGGAAUUUGUUUUUCACAUGACGGCCCACAGAUUGUUUUUUUGUAAGCCAAUUAAACGAUAAUUAUGAUAUUUAUCAGAGUUGUACGUAACUUUAUUGUAUCUUGAAACCCUGACAUUGUUUGUUUGCUUUGACUGAGUUUUUUUUUUUUUUACAUUAAACA
Molecule: messenger RNA, 5638 nt
Organism: Anoplopoma fimbria (sablefish)
Lineage: Eukaryota; Metazoa; Chordata; Actinopteri; Perciformes; Anoplopomatidae
Gene: dennd6a
Product: DENN/MADD domain containing 6Aa
Exons: 19
Coding region: 122-1939 (605 amino acids)
Cellular component (GO): recycling endosome
Molecular function (GO): guanyl-nucleotide exchange factor activity
Source: RefSeq, a predicted model, not a curated record